Epinephelus moara (kelp grouper) is the source of this 4351-nucleotide messenger RNA. RefSeq names its product kelch-like family member 12 (gene klhl12). The record is from RefSeq and is a predicted model, not a curated record. Gene Ontology annotation, molecular function: protein binding. Lineage: Eukaryota; Metazoa; Chordata; Actinopteri; Perciformes; Serranidae. The transcript has 13 exons. Bases 1822 to 3516 code for a protein of 564 amino acids.
CUUGAUUAUAGCUGUAAAGUAACUGUAGUUGAGCACAAAAGUAUCACAUUUUUCUCUGAACUGCAGAGGAGUAGAAGUAUAAAGUAUCAUAAAAUGGUAAUUUAAGAGUAGAUAAAUAAAUAAAUACUUAAGUAAAAUGCAAGCACCUCAAAUUUGUUCUAAAGUUCAGCAGUAUAUUUACUGAGCAAAAGAUGGCAUUUGAUACACUAUAUUUUCACUAUUAGAUAAUGAACUGUUAACAUUUUCCCCUAUUCAAUAUUCAAUAGAAAUAGUGGUCAGUCAGGGUCUUCUCAUAUGAAGAAAAUCAUUCACAGUCAAUGAAUAACUUCUCAACAGAUACGAUUUAACACUAACUAACACUAUUAUCAUUGUGGCUCCUCUGCACACACAAGCAGGCCUCAGUAAAGCCUCAUGUGGGUCAUUACUGUAGGACUUGAUAAAAAAGGAAGACACCCAACAAGUAUUUCGAGGUGUCGCAGUUUCUAUCUGUGUUGAAAGUUCAGCCCAAUGCACUAUUCCUCAAAACUCUCCUCUAAAACUUUCCUAGAUUACCAGACACUUUGACAUGCUGCUCAGUUAAGAUGACAUCCUUGUUUUAUUUUGACAAGUGGGAGUUGGAAAUUGUGAAUAUUAUGCAAGUCAAAAUUUGUCCUCUAACACAUUCAAGAAAUACCACCACUUGUUGUGCAAACAUAAUGGAUGAGUAGGGCUCUUACCGUAAAUUGUGAGUAUUAAUUAAAUCAGGUGACGAACGAUGAACACAGUUUAAUCGAGCCAGCUCUGCAGGGAGUUUAAAAUUUAGCAGCUAAAUUAAAGCCUUAAUUUCAGUUUAAACAAAGUUAACCCCACCUGAAAGGGGCAAAAAUAUGAAAUGUAUUAAGAGAGGAUAGAUGUAAAUUUAGACCAGUGACUGGAAGAAAAAGCUGAGGGACGACUGUUCCUUCUGCUCUGAUCUUGUGACAGCAUGGAUGACAGAAUGAAUAUGUAAAAAUUAAACAACACUGUUUUGUUGACAAGCUGCUGCAAAGAUAAACAGUAAAUGUUUAAUCCUACGCUUAUGAAAUCACAGACACCUUGAAAUAAUAGUAGUAGUCGUGUGGGCUUUGACAUGUAGAGAUUACUCAACAGGAAGUAGGGUGUGUUGACAAUGGUGGCAGCCAUGAAAACAUUCCACCCACACUAACUUAACUAUGUGACCAUCCUCACGUUCACAACGCUGUACCUUUCACCUCAUUCACAGAAGUUGUUUUUAACAAACACACUGUGGCAGACUUGCAUGUGUGUGCUGAUGUCACAGAUUCUGUGGUGCAUUAACCUCACACUCCGAUGCAACAAUUUGUAUCUUUUUUUUUUCCACAGUUGCUAUGAAGAGAGCAUCAACAAUAAGCCAAAGGAACACAGUGGUGACAUCCGUGCUGAGGCAGGCAGGUCAGCCAAACUUUGUUUACAUGUGGACCAUAUGUCAUCGACGUCAUCGCCUUGCUGCGUUCGACAAUAGGAAGGAUGCGGAGCUUUGAAGCGCACCAAAGGGGGAAGCACCAGCUCCAACCUCUAAGUAUUUACGCUAUGACCUACAUGCAUGAACCCAGCCUAUGACAGUCGAGGUACUAUAUGUCACAUCAGUGCCUGCGUCUGACGGUUGGUCCUCAACAGCAGCAACCAGGGGGACAGGAACAGGAACAGGAACUGCUCACGGGGUUUGACUGCAGGGUUUACUUGUAGUAUUGCUGCUGUUACUCAAGUACAAGAUGUGAGUACUUCCAACCACUGAUCCAAGAUUCCUGGAGUAGUUUGAGAUCUGUGAGCGAUUCUCAAGGCAACAUGGCUCCCAAGGACAUCAUGACCAACUCUCACGCCAAAUCCAUCCUCAAUGCCAUGAACUCACUUCGCAAGAGCAACACACUCUGUGAUAUCACACUGAGGGUGGAGAACACAGAUUUUCCGGCGCACCGGAUCGUCUUGGCUGCCUGCAGUGACUACUUUUGUGCCAUGUUCACCAGUGAGCUCGCAGAGAAGGGGAAAUCUUUUGUCGACAUUCAGGGGCUCACUGCAGCAACUAUGGAGAUCCUUUUGGACUUUGUGUACACAGAGACGGUGCUAGUUACAGUGGAGAACGUGCAAGAGCUGCUUCCUGCAGCGUGCUUACUGCAGCUCAAAGGGGUAAAGAGGGCGUGUUGUGAUUUUUUGGAGAGUCAGCUCGAUCCUUCCAACUGUCUGGGCAUUCGCGACUUUGCUGAAACUCACAACUGCCUCGACCUGAUGCAGGCCGCUGAGCUCUUCUCCCAGAAGCAUUUCUCCGAGGUGGUUCAGCACGAGGAGUUCAUGCUGCUCAGUCAGACAGAAGUCGAAAAGCUCAUAAAAUGUGAUGAAAUCCAGGUGGACUCAGAGGAGCCUGUGUUUGAAGCCGUGUUAAACUGGGUCAAACACAACCGCAAAGAGCGAGAGCCCUACCUGCCAGACAUGCUUGAAUUCGUCCGACUGCCACUCCUGACCCCCCGCUACAUUACAGAUGUCAUUGAUGCCGAGCCCCUCAUUCGGUGUAGCCUGCCAUGUCGAGACCUUGUUGAUGAAGCCAAGAAAUUCCACUUAAGACCAGAGCUGAGGAGUGAGAUGCAGGGCCCACGCACACAAGCAAGAUUAGGUGCCAAAGAAGUCUUGUUGGUUAUAGGUGGGUUUGGCAGCCAACAAUCACCGAUAGACAUAGUUGAGAAAUAUGAUCCAAAAACACAAGAAUGGAGCUUCCUUCCUAACAUUGCACGGAAAAGACGUUACGUCGCCACGGUGUCUCUCCACGAUCGAGUUUAUGUCAUCGGAGGCUAUGACGGACGGUCGAGACUCAGCUCUGUGGAGUGCCUGGACUACACAGCAGAUGAGGACGGUGUUUGGUACACGGUCGCCACCAUGAAUGUGCGUCGUGGCCUCGCUGGAGCCACGACACUCGGAGACAUGAUCUACGUGGCUGGGGGCUUCGAUGGCAGCCGGCGUCACACCAGCAUGGAGCGAUACGACCCUAACAUUGACCAGUGGAGCAUGCUGGGAGAUAUGCAGACUGCCAGAGAAGGAGCUGGUCUGGUGGUGGCCAGUGGACUCAUAUACUGUCUAGGUGGAUAUGACGGACUAAACAUCCUAAAUUCAGUGGAGCGGUAUGACCCACACACAGGCCACUGGACCAGUGUUACACCCAUGGCCACUAAGCGGUCAGGCGCUGGUGUGGCGUUACUCAACGACCACAUCUACGUGGUGGGAGGCUUUGAUGGUGUUUCACACCUCGACUCUGUGGAGGUUUACAACAUCAGAACAGACUAUUGGACCACUGUAGCCAGUAUGACCACGCCUCGAUGUUACGUAGGAGCAACUGUCCUCAGAGGACGUCUCUACGCCAUCGCCGGAUAUGACGGGAACUCUCUCCUCAGCAGUAUUGAAUGUUACGACCCGGUCAUCGACUCCUGGGAGGUUGUCACUUCGAUGGCGACGCAGCGGUGCGACGCGGGCGUCUGCGUUCUACGAGAAAAGUGAUCUUUGCCAAGAAGAAGAACCUCAAGAGGAAAAGCAGACGGGAGGACGGGCAGCUAGACUAAAAUGCCACAAAAACAGAACCACACAAAGGGAGAUGUUUGUUUGCCAGUAUGCAAAUAGGUACUCUUGAAAAAAGUACAGCAGUUUGGGGGCUGCCUCCUCGACUGGAUGGUCAACCCUUCGACAGUCGGACUGUGCAACAGAGAUUCAGCUUCGCCGUGGUAGACUUCACCUCCGAGGAGCCCAUCACCACUUGCAUGACUCUCUUCAGUGGUACUCGUUGCUGUCGUUACCUGUGAGAUUAUUUUUUCAGUUUGUCUUCAAAGUGCAAUAUAUUUCUACUCAUCAUAAGAAAGCGUGAAUAGACGGAGUUGAUUCAGACUCCAGUUGCUGCUAUAUGCCUUAUGACUUUGGCCUACAUCAAACAGUGAACAUCCGUGUUGCCUCCCAUUUGACUUUGAUGAUCGUUACACUACAUUGGCUUCUUAUCGAGUGCACUCAUUCGGCAUUUGCGAGGUCAUUAAUGGGUCAGUACUUCAGCCCUUUUUGUAAUUCUUUCUGUAAUCAGUGCUUUUAGACUCAAAUCACUUUAAUACAGGAGGUUUAAUACUUAUCGUUGCUCUCAGAAUAUAUAUUUAGAGAUCAAUAUCGUUUUAGAAAAUGACUGAAUUGUACCAGCUGAUUAUUUUGUCCCUGAAAACCACAAACCAAUAAGUAUGAGGUGCAUGUUUUUUGUUUUUUUCCCCUCAGCUUAUAAAUCUGGACAUGUACAUGUAGGACACAAAGUCCCAACAUCACUGUUGCCUGGGAAGUGAAUAAACACUCUGAGAACUGA